Poecilia latipinna (sailfin molly) is the source of this 2132-nucleotide messenger RNA. Its product is annotated as mothers against decapentaplegic homolog 3. Gene Ontology annotation, cellular component: heteromeric SMAD protein complex. NCBI's taxonomy places the organism in Eukaryota, Metazoa, Chordata, Actinopteri, Cyprinodontiformes, Poeciliidae. The record is from RefSeq and is a predicted model, not a curated record. The transcript has 9 exons. The coding region runs from base 513 to 1790 and encodes 425 amino acids. Gene Ontology annotation, molecular function: RNA polymerase II cis-regulatory region sequence-specific DNA binding; DNA-binding transcription factor activity, RNA polymerase II-specific; I-SMAD binding. Gene Ontology annotation, biological process: cell differentiation; transforming growth factor beta receptor signaling pathway; SMAD protein signal transduction.
GCUGCUGCUCAGACUGGGCUGCCACAGGUCUGCAGUGUGCAGUCUGAAGCCUGAAUGGAGAGUCUCAGCAGCAGCUCCCGCAUUUGCAUUUGAUGCAGACUUCAGUCGAGCGACCACAACACCCGCGGAGGCUUCUGAACUUCACAAAACUUUGCCGUCAGCAGAUUUAAAUUCCCAGAGACGAGGUAGUGUUAGCAAUACAGCUUUCAUUUUUGAUACUCGAGUCGUAGAUGUAGUUUAGAUGCGCUUUCAGUUCGUAUUUGUUCCAAAAGCGCAGUGUCGAGCGAAUCCCGACGGACUACUUUUUCUGGCGGAGGAGCAGUAAGUCCAGGGCGCAACAGACUACCGGUGCACAGUCGGCUGUUUAGCUCGAUUCAGGGCGAAGGAGUGUGCAGCAGCCGGGGAGUUUUAACUUAGAGAUGCUCCACAGCUUCGCUUCAUAAAGGCCAGGUGGUUUUGGUCCAAACCGGCGGACUUCCCGACACUGGACGGACUUGACUGAACUCUGAAAGAUGUCAAUUUUGCCUUUCACUCCCCCCAUCGUCAAAAGACUUCUGGGCUGGAAGAAGGGAGAGCAGAACGGCCAGGAGGAGAAAUGGUGCGAGAAAGCGGUUAAAAGUCUUGUGAAGAAGCUGAAGAAGACGGGGCAGCUGGACGAGUUGGAGAAAGCCAUCACCACGCAGAAUAUCAACACGAAAUGCAUCACUAUACCGAGGUCUCUGGAUGGCCGCCUGCAGGUGUCCCACAGGAAGGGACUGCCUCACGUCAUCUACUGCCGGCUGUGGCGCUGGCCCGACCUGCAGUCUCACCACGAGCUGCGAGCCGUGGAGCUGUGCGAAUACGCCUUCCACACGAAGAAGGACGAGGUGUGCGUCAACCCAUACCACUACCAGAGAGUAGAGACGCCAGUCCUCCCGCCGGUGCUGGUGCCCAGACACACAGAAAUCCCCAGCGAGUUCCCGCCACUGGACGACUACAGCCAUUCAAUCCCUGAAAACACCAAUUUCCCUGCUGGCAUUGAGCCCCAGAGCAACUACAUACCAGAAACGCCGCCGCCAGGCUACCUCAGUGAAGAUGGAGAGACCAGCGAUCACCAGAUGACACACAGCAUGGACACGAGCUCCCCAAACCUGUCACCUAACCCUGUUUCACCCACACACAGUAACCUCGACCUCCACCCUGUGACGUACUGUGAGCCGGCCUUCUGGUGCUCCAUCUCGUACUACGAGCUGAACCAGCGGGUAGGAGAGACCUUCCACGCCUCGCAGCCCUCGCUGACGGUGGACGGAUUCACAGACCCCUCCAACUCCGAACGUUUCUGCCUGGGACUGCUGUCCAACGUCAACCGCAAUGCAGCAGUGGAGCUGACACGCCGACACAUAGGUCGCGGCGUGCGGCUGUACUACAUCGGAGGAGAGGUGUUUGCAGAGUGUCUCAGCGACAGCGCUAUCUUCGUCCAGAGCCCCAACUGCAAUCAGCGUUACGGUUGGCACCCCGCCACGGUCUGCAAGAUCCCCCCUGGAUGCAACUUGAAGAUCUUCAACAACCAGGAGUUUGCUGCCCUGCUGGCUCAGUCGGUCAACCAGGGAUUCGAGGCCGUCUACCAGCUCACCAGGAUGUGCACCAUCCGCAUGAGCUUUGUCAAAGGCUGGGGAGCCGAAUACAGGCGGCAGACAGUGACCAGCACCCCUUGCUGGAUCGAGCUGCACCUGAACGGCCCACUGCAGUGGCUCGACAAGGUGCUCACUCAAAUGGGCUCCCCGAACAUUCGAUGCUCCAGCGUCUCUUAGGGACGUCCUUCGUCCACUCAUCUCUCACACGCCACGUCCGCAACUCCCCCCAAUCCCAACGUUUCAUUCAGUCCCUCCCUUCAUUCAGACACUCCUUGUUCCUCCCCCCCACCUCCACACCUGCUGUCAGAAGCACUUUUUUUGAAACACUUUUGUGUUUGUGGCAAAAAGGGGACGAAGUGCAUUAAAGUCGUUGAUAGGAUCUCAACACAUUGUCCGAGUUAAUUUGAUGGUAGUUUUCAUCCGCAAGCCAGAAACUUUACAUUUGUGUUUGUUUUUUGGUUUUUUUCAUUCUUUCUUGCUUGAUUGAAAUUUGCUGUUCAUAUUUUUGUACAGAUUUUA